AUGAACAGCUUGGUGGCUACACCACCUGUGCCUCCUCAUCACUUUUACGAAUAUUCCCGUCCUUCUCCCUCCCGUCCAAUGUCUACUCCCAUUCACACUCCCAACAACCGCAAACGGAAAGCCGACGAUGAGAAUGAUCACGAUGGUCGAAUGUCAGCGUCACCUACCAACUCUCCCGCCUUGACUCCGAGAACCCUUCCAGUAAACCGAAACAUCAAGCGUGCUCGUCCAAACGUCAGCGGACGGCCUCUCGCUCUCCCCCGACUGCUGGAGACCUUGGACACAGACGCUCUUCGGGGCAUCCUCCGGACUGUGUGUGAGCGUCAUCCAGGUUUGGUCGAUGAAGUAGUCCACACAGCACCUCGACCCAGUGUGGCAUCUGCCCUUCAAGUCCUUCGACAUUACGAAUCCGCCCUUCAGUCGUCGUUCCCACUCGGUGGCAACUCCGAAUCAGAUUAUGCAUACAACCGUGUCCGACAACCACUGGGAAAUCUUCUAGAUGCUUUGAGCGACUUCACUCCACACUUCUUACCGCCUCACGAGACGCAGUCAUCUGUUUCUUUGAGUUACCUGGAUGGUGCGACCGACAUUAUUCACGCAUUGCCCCGUUGGAGUACACCACAGAACAACCUCGAGCGGGAUUCCGCAUACGACGAGAUCUGCAAGGCUUGGAUUCUGGUUAUUCGGGAAGCAGCUAAGCGUGGAGGGGGAAUUCAGUUACAGUAUGGUGGUUGGGAUCAGAAGUUGGCGAAGCACAAUCACAACUCGGGCGGUAAACUGCAGGCAGCCGUCAACGAGCUGGGUUCCAGUUUAGGAUGGAUGCACAGACCGGAUGCCCAAGGUUAUGGAAGCCCAGGCGGCAAUGACCUUGGGUCCAUCCGGGAGCAACUCCUGUCGGGCACAUACGGGCUCGGUACCCCCGUCAAGGUUGGGCCAUGGUGA
Messenger RNA from Aspergillus tubingensis, 942 nucleotides. Its product is annotated as cut8/STS1 family protein. NCBI's taxonomy places the organism in Eukaryota, Fungi, Ascomycota, Eurotiomycetes, Eurotiales, Aspergillaceae. Bases 1 to 942 code for a protein of 313 amino acids. Gene Ontology annotation, biological process: nuclear protein quality control by the ubiquitin-proteasome system; proteasome localization. Gene Ontology annotation, cellular component: nucleus. The transcript has 2 exons. The record is from RefSeq and is a predicted model, not a curated record.